This is a messenger RNA of Funneliformis caledonium, 435 nucleotides long. Lineage: Eukaryota; Fungi; Glomeromycota; Glomeromycetes; Glomerales; Glomeraceae. The record is from the annotation of a GenBank genome assembly.
AUGAAAGCAAUUAAAUUUUCUUGUGCUUUCCUUAUUAUCGCCACUUUGGCAAUGGUCACUUUAGUCGAUGCCCUUAAUCCCCAGCUUGUACUUCAACUUGUUAACGAAGAACGUAGAAAUGUUGGAGCUCUUGCACUUACUUUAGACGGUCGAUUGACGCAAGCUGCUCAAGGGCAAGCCAAUUAUAUGGCUAGUAUCAACCAAAUGACUCACGAUAAUCCUGCCGGUAAUGUAUUCGAGAUACAGGUUACAAUCCUAGAAGCUGGGCUGAAAAUGUCGUUUUGGACCCGGUACAAAUGGGGAAGCGGCUGUCAUGCAAAUUUGGAUGAAUUCCCCGGACAUCGAAAAAAUAUUCUUAAUCCAAAUUACACUAAUAUGGGAGUCGCAUUUGGUGGUGAUAAAUAUUGGGCUCAAGAAUUUGCUAGACCCGCAUGA